GACUUGUGUAUUUUCGCAAUAAUAGACAAGACUUCAGCAUAGAGAGCUCUCUUGCGCAUCCUUUCAGCACGAGCUUUUCCUUUUCAUAUGCAGACAGCAAAUCACUGCUUGCACCUUUAGAAAAGAUUCUGAAGGAUUUUACUAAUUGUCUGAGGAUCUAUAAUUGUCACUGUUGUGAAUACUUUUGAACAGUAAAUCUUGCGGUGAUCUAAUAGAAAAGAAAAAAACAUUAAAUUGUAAUCUUUAAUCAUUACUUUUAAGUGCUCGCUCACGGAGAAAACGAGCGAAGCGCACAAUUGAGGAUUGGGAAGCAGUUUUGCAGGACCUGCCUUGUUUUGAUCUGGUUGUUGGUCAUCGAAAUACAAUGUUGAAAUCUUAAGGCAUGAUGUCCAAGUCACUGAGAUGCCCAUAAACCUGCUUGCGCUGUAACUGCCACCUGGAAACUCAGCCUGCGAGCUCCAACUGAUCCUGUUCAAUACCAUCAUUUGGACUGCUUUUGCAACCGAAAUGAUCAUGCGAUGAGUAAGCUCGAUUUGGGCAUAAAGAAAAGCAUUACAGGGGGUGAAUGAUGGCUGAAGAUGGAGGAAAUAUCUCCGAGGACCAUCAGUUGAGGGAAGCAGAGGGUAGCUCCUCUCUUCCAAGGACUUUUAUACGACUUAACGACCUGUCCGGUGGCGGGGAGCGCAGUGAGCUUGAGUCUGAUGGAGGCGAAAGGCGGGAGAGCGCAGCCGGAGCAGCGGCGGAGGAGGCGUCCGCUUGCGGCGGGGAACCCUUGCCCUAUCCGACUUUGGCACCGGUUGUGUUUUUCUAUCUGAAGCAGACCACGCGCCCAAGGAGUUGGUGUCUGAAAAUGGUUUGCAAUCCAUGGUUCGAGAGGGCCAGCAUGUUGGUAAUCCUGCUGAACUGCGUUACUCUGGGAAUGUUUCACCCUUGUGAGGACAGCCACUGUGACUCAGAGCGAUGCAAGAUACUGGAGGACUUUGAUGAUUUCAUCUUUGCUUUUUUUGCCGUGGAGAUGGUAAUCAAGAUGGUUGCACUGGGCAUCUUUGGGAAAAAAUGUUACCUUGGAGACACCUGGAAUCGGCUAGACUUCUUCAUUGUGUUGGCUGGGAUGCUGGAAUACUCUCUCAACCUGCAGAAUGUUAGUUUCUCUGCGGUCCGAACGGUCAGAGUACUUCGACCUCUUCGGGCUAUCAACCGAGUGCCCAGUAUGAGGAUCCUGGUGACGCUUCUGCUGGACACUCUUCCCAUGCUGGGCAAUGUGCUGCUGCUUUGCUUCUUUGUUUUCUUCAUCUUUGGGAUUGUAGGGGUCCAGCUGUGGGCUGGGCUUCUCCGCAACCGCUGCUUCCUCCCAGAAAACUUCUCCCUGCCUACCAGUUUAGACCUGCACAACUACUACCACACAGAAAAUGAUGAUGAAAACCCGUUUAUCUGUUCUCAACCACGGGAGAAUGGCAUGCGCCUGUGCAGCUCCAUCCCCACGCUUCACGAGGAGGGCCGGCAGUGCCAGCUGGACAUGGCAGCUUACAAUAGUACAGACAACACCACCUGCGUCAACUGGAACAAGUAUUACACCAACUGCUCUGCCGGAGAGGCCAAUCCCUUCAAGGGGGCAAUAAACUUUGACAACAUUGGUUAUGCCUGGAUUGCCAUCUUUCAGGUUAUUACUCUGGAGGGCUGGGUGGACAUCAUGUACUUUGUUAUGGAUGCUCACUCCUUCUACAAUUUCAUCUACUUCAUCCUCCUGAUAAUAGUGGGCUCAUUCUUCAUGAUCAACCUUUGUCUAGUUGUCAUAGCGACACAGUUCUCUGAGACCAAGCAACGAGAGAGCCAGCUUAUGAAGGAGCAGAGAGUGCGCUUCAGGUCCAACGCCAGCACGCUGAAUAGCUUUUCUGAGCCAGGAAGCUGCUACGAUGAACUUCUUAAGUACCUAGUCCACAUCAUCCGCAAAGGCACCAGACAAAUCUGCCACCUCAUCCGAGCCGCCGGUCGUCGGGCAGGCCUGCGGAUCUGCGCUUCUCCGCCGCUGGAACCACCGCCCUCGAAAAGACGGCGUCAGAAGCAGCGCCAGGGAUCCAUCCGUCAUGUCAUGCACCAUCAGCACCACCUCCACCAUCACUACCUUUUGGGCAAUGGGAGUGUCCGAACUGAUGGGGGCAGAGAGGUGGACAACGGCUCCCAGAGUGCAAAUGUCAACAACUCUGGGCAUCUCAUGCUACCUGUCAUUGUCCCUCAUCAGGACCCCUUUUGUGGGCCUCUGCGCCCCAGCGGUGCAGAAUCUGUGCAUAGUGUUUAUCAGACCGUGGGCCACCUUGAGCCGCUGCACUGCGGCCCCUCACCUUCUCCCACGGUAUUCCAGGCAUAUAAGAGGAACUCAGUACCAUUUGCGGCUCCAGUACAUAAGAACUACCCCACGUUACAGUCAUCCCUGGCCUUAGAGCAGCUCAGACAGAGAAUCCUGGAACCGGGAGGAGGCAGUUGCACUGCUAGUGUCCUUACCAACCUAAAUAUCCCACCUACUCCCAUCAACACCUCACAGUGCCUGGUGGAGACACAAGGUCCUCCCGGCAAGAUCAUCUGUAAGGAUGCACUCAUGAACUGCAGUGGCACAAACUUAGACACCGCUUUGACCUUUGACCCUGAGACUUGUCCGUAUUGCGCCAAAUGCAUGGCCAACGACUCUGAGGGAGUAGAUGGGAAUGAGACAGCAGACUCUGACAGUGAGGGUGUAUAUGAGUUCACACAGGAUGCCCAUUAUCGGGACAGCAGAGAUCCCAGCAGGAAGAAGAAGAAGUUUGCAUUAGGAGCUCGGGCAGCAAAGGUGGUCCAUUUCUGGAGGCUGGUGUGCGACACUUUCCGCAAGAUUGUGGACAGCAAGUACUUUGGACGAGGAAUAAUGAUCGCCAUUCUCAUUAACACACUCAGCAUGGGCAUCGAGUACCAUGAGCAGCCUGAUGAGUUGACAAACGCUCUGGAAAUCAGUAAUAUUGUUUUCACCAGUUUGUUUGCACUGGAGAUGCUCUUGAAACUUCUGGUUUAUGGUCCUUUUGGCUACAUCAAGAACCCUUACAACAUCUUUGACGGCAUUAUUGUAGUAAUCAGCGUCUGGGAGAUUGUUGGUCAGCAGGGAGGAGGUUUAUCGGUGCUGAGGACCUUCAGACUCAUGCGGGUGUUGAAGCUGGUCCGCUUCAUGCCGGCCCUGCAGAGGCAGCUGGUGGUCCUGAUGAAGACCAUGGACAAUGUUGCCACCUUCUGCAUGCUGCUUAUGCUUUUCAUAUUCAUUUUCAGUAUUCUAGGCAUGCACCUUUUUGGAUGUAAAUUCGGCUCUGAGAGAGAUGGAGACACACUUCCUGACCGCAAGAACUUUGACUCGUUACUGUGGGCCAUUGUUACAGUUUUUCAGAUCUUGACUCAGGAGGACUGGAAUAAGGUACUGUAUAAUGGGAUGGCCUCCACUUCUCCUGUGGCUGCUCUGUACUUCAUCGCCCUCAUGACUUUUGGAAACUAUGUCCUGUUCAACCUGUUGGUGGCUAUCUUAGUGGAAGGAUUCCAAACUGAGGAAAUAACCAAGAGGGAAGAUUUGCAUGGCCAGCUGAGCUGUAUUCAGCUGCCUAUAGACUCAGGGAAAGGCCAUGUGGGAGUGAGAAUAGUCAAGUCCAAUCCAGACACAUCAUCCACAGUGCUCAUUUCUGAGCAUGCAGGAGAUGCCUCAAAGUCUGAUUCUGAAGCGGAUUUCUAUGCACAGAGCUUGGAGGAUGUUUCAGGGCAUAAGAAGGAUCUAUCUGCAUCAUCUGUUGUGCCCAUCAAUGGCCAUGUGGAUCUGAAGAGCAGCCUGACCCCUCCCCUCAUAACUCACACGGCUGCAACACCCAUGCCCAUCCCUAAGAUAUCAGGAGGAGGAGAUCCGGCGCUAAGCUACGAGUCCCGUAGAGGCAGCAAUGUCUCCAUGGAUCCGAAUGGCCAAGACAAAUCUCCAUCGAGUGUACGGAGCUCCCCAAAUGCCCCCUGGAGUUCAGCCAGUAGCUGGAACAGCAGGCGCUCCAGCUGGAAUAGCCUGGGCCGAGCCCCCAGCCUCAAGAGGCAGAAACACCAGUCUGGCGAACGCCGGUCCUUACUAUCCGGCGAUGGCCAGUCCAGCUCUGAUGAGGGAGAUGCGGGAGAGAGCGGGGGCGGAGGUGGCUUGUCCGAGGGCGAUGAUGCCUCCCUCACCAGGACGGACUCCCUGGGCCAGAGGCCUCGGCACAGGCGCAUGGAAUCCCUGGAGACACGUAGCUCGUUUGAUCUGCCUCCAGACACCCUGCAGGUACCAUACAUGCAUCGUUCUGCCAGCAUACACAGCGCCCGGCCGCCCAGCUUCCUCAGCAACGGCAAGAGUUCUCCAUCUGCAGCCACCACGCAGCUUUCUCUAGAUGAACACCACAGCGAAGAUGACAAUGCAGAUGAUGAAGGAAACCUGAGUCGGAAGGCUCGUCUCUACCGCUGGCUGGAGCACAAGCAGCCUCAGUGGUGUCGGGAGAGGGUCACCUGGUCUCUUUAUCUGUUCCCCCCACAAUCACGGUUUCGUGUGACCUGCAAUAAAAUCAUCACUCACAAGAUGUUUGACCAUGUGGUUCUUGUCAUCAUCUUUCUCAACUGCAUCACUAUUGCCAUGGAGAGGCCCAGAAUCGACCCCUCCAGCGCUGAACGCAUCUUCCUGACGUUGUCCAACUACAUAUUUACUGCCAUCUUUGUGACCGAAAUGACAAUAAAGGUGGUUGCUUUGGGCUGGUGUUUCGGGGAGAAGACCUACCUGAAGAGCAGCUGGAACAUUCUGGAUGGUAUGCUGGUGAUGAUCUCCGUGAUUGACAUCCUGGUAUCCUUGAUCUCCAACAGCGGCACCAAGAUCCUGGGAAUGCUUCGGGUGCUACGUUUACUGAGGACGCUGCGGCCGCUCAGAGUGAUCAGCAGAGCUCCAGGACUGAAGCUGGUUGUUGAGACACUGAUGUCAUCCCUCAAGCCUAUCGGGAACAUUGUCGUCAUCUGCUGUGCCUUCUUCAUUAUUUUUGGCAUCUUGGGAGUUCAGCUCUUCAAAGGAAAGUUCUUUGUAUGUCAGGGGGAGGAUACGAGGAACAUCACCAACAAGUCUGAUUGCCUCCAGGCUAACUACAGAUGGGUCAGGCACAAGUACAACUUUGAUAAUCUGGGGCAGGCCCUCAUGUCCCUUUUUGUUCUGGCUUCCAAAGACGGUUGGGUGGACAUAAUGUACGACGGACUGGAUGCUGUUGGUGUCGAUCAGCAGCCCAGCAUGAAUUACAACCCAUGGAUGCUGCUCUAUUUUAUCUCCUUCUUGCUGAUCGUGGCUUUCUUCGUGCUCAACAUGUUCGUCGGCGUGGUGGUUGAGAACUUUCACAAGUGCCGGCGGCACCAGGAAGCCGAAGAAGCCAAACGGCGUGAGGAGAAGCGCCUUAAACGCAUGGAGAAAAAAAGAAGGAAUGUAAUGCUGACCGGUGUCAGUUGGUCCAGUCCCGAUCACACACAAGAAGCCCAGAGUAAACCCUAUUACUCCGAUUACUCACCUACACGGCUUCUCAUCCACAAGAUGUGCACCAGCCACUAUCUGGACCUGUUCAUCACAAUUGUCAUCGGGCUCAAUGUUAUCACCAUGUCCAUGGAGCACUACCAACAACCUAAGGUUCUGGAUGAGGCUCUGAAGAUCUGUAACUACAUUUUCACAAUCAUAUUUGUCCUUGAGUCCGUCUUCAAGCUUGUUGCCUUUGGAUUUCGCCGCUUCUUCAAGGACAGGUGGAACCAGUUGGAUCUUGCCAUUGUUCUGUUGUCUAUUAUGGGCAUAACACUGGAAGAAAUCGAGGUCAACGCUUCCCUUCCCAUCAACCCCACCAUCAUUCGCAUCAUGAGGGUGCUGCGGAUCGCUCGUGUGCUGAAGCUGCUCAAGAUGGCCGUGGGAAUGCGAGCUCUGCUAGACACUGUGAUGCAGGCCCUGCCUCAGGUGGGGAAUCUGGGUCUCCUCUUCAUGUUGCUCUUCUUCAUCUUCGCUGCUCUGGGAGUAGAGCUGUUUGGUGACCUGAUAUGUGAUGAGCUGCACCCCUGUGAAGGUCUUGGCCGUUAUGCCACGUUCAAGAAUUUUGGCAUGGCUUUCCUCCUGCUGUUCCGUGUAUCCACCGGGGACAACUGGAAUGGCAUUAUGAAGGACACGCUCAGAGACUGCUCCCAAGACACGGGCAUCUGCUACAACACGGUGGUGUCCCCCAUUUACUUUGUGUCCUUUGUACUGACGGCCCAGUUUGUGCUGGUCAAUGUGGUGAUUGCUGUGCUCAUGAAGCACCUGGAGGAAAGCAACAAAGAGGCUAAGGAGGAGGCUGAGCUAGAAGCAGAGAUGGAGCUAGAGUUGGAGGCUGUGGGAGGAGAUGGAGGAAUAUCCCGUGGACACAUGCCACCUUUGGGGCAUGGUGAUGUAGGUGGAUCAGGAGGGUCGCCUUGGAUCUCAAGAGACUCUCGAGACAUGCCGGAACCUCUUUACCCCACAGACAGCCCACCUGCAGACAUACGCAGGGACUACGAAGAUCACAUGAAGACAGAUCCUGAUCCUCCUCAUAAUUUGGAGCCGCCAUUAGAGCGGAGGCCUAUGUUUGACUCCGUUUCCCUGGUGAUCCAGGGCUCGUUGGAAGGAGAGCUCAGCCUCAUGGACAACCUAUCUGGCUCCAUCUGCCACUACUACGCUCUGCCCCCCCUUCCCAGCAAGCACUGCACUGAGAAACAGAUUCCUCUAGCCGAGAUGGAGGCUCUGUCUCUGGCGUCGGAGAAAUCCUGGUCCUUAGCUCUGACGGAUGACUCUGUCCCAGAUGAUUUUAACCCCCUCUUACUAACCAGUCAGGAGUGCAAUACUACAGCUCCAGCAGAUUCCCCAGACCCCCAGCAGCCAGACGAGCCAACGGAUGAGCACUUACUGUAUGUGAAGAAGACCUCAGUGGGCCGCACGCAUUCUCUGCCCAAUGACAGCUACAUGUUCCUGCCAAUGCAGCCCAACUCAACCCACAGUACCCACACAACCUCACCUCACCUCGCUCAGACAGGGUCUACAGGCUCUAUCCAGUCUCAAACAGAAGAACCCACACUGCACUUGACUGUGCCCACCGAUCUGUUCAGACCGAUCAGUCCUCAUAGCCUAUCGGACUCAGAGAGCAUCCCACGAAUCCCCCCACCUCGCCGGGCAAACACUCUCUCACGAACCCUACGCAGACAGGUGGCAGUGAGUGGUGACUCUCAGGAGACCCUAUACACAGAGGGAGGGGAAAACGAGGGCCCCCUGGGGCUUAGGGAACUGUCGGACCCACCUGUCACCCUUCCACCUCAGCAGCAGCACCAGCCUUCCCUCUUUCUGGUCCCCGCCACACCAGGCGCCUCCCCGAAACCAUUGCGACCUAGUGUCCACACACAGCACAACCCCUACGACCAGUACAACGUGUUCUCAAGGCGUUCCUGCUCUCCACCCCUCCCAUCACUGGCUGCCAGGAAGCAGGAGGAAACGGACUCUGUGGAUCAGGAGGUAUCUCGAAUUAUCCGGGCAGGGCUCGCAGGGAGGAGCGACGAUGGGAUCGGGGAAGGGACAGGGGAUCAAGGUGCAAGACGUCAGCUUAAGAAGUACCACAGCGUGGACACUCAGGGCCAGCGAGCUCUGCUGUUACCACGGCCCUUGUCAUGGCUUGACGACCCACGUCGGCACUCCAUUGAGGUGUGCUCGUCCGUGGAAAGCAGUCCCCAGCGCAGUUCGAUCUCCUCUGGCUUCGUGUCGCGAGGCGACAGCCUCCAGCAACAGUCCUCUCCACGCGGCCGCAAGAAGAAGAUGAGUCCGCCGUGCAUCUCUGUGGAUCCACCCGAGGGUUCUGAGCUUCCGGAAGGCUUUCACCCUGCUCUGGGGAUGGUGCCACCCCCAUUGCCAAGUCGGGACACUUGCCUGAGGAGGCGCGCUCCCUCCAGUGACUCCAAGGACUCAUUUGAUUUGGGUGGAGGAGGAGAUGGGCUGCCCCAAGAAGGUGUCCCGAACUCCAAGCUAUUGACUCUGCCUAGCUUCUCUUUUGAGAAAACAAGCUCUGAGCACUGAACACUUGACUUACACGUUCUCACACACACACACACACACACGCGCACAUGACACACGAUGCACUCUUGUGUAUCCGUGAUGGUGAUAGUAAUAGUAAUAAUAUCUUAGAGAGUAAUAAUGCUAAAUGCAACAAUGGUGAAUACUCCAUGAUCAUGAGGAAUAGUAACUAUACCUUGUAUUUUUUUUCUCUACUGCCAAAAGAACACAAAAGGACAUUGUGCUGAGGAUUAAACAAGCUAAUAACGGGACUCUCUCUCCUCAAAGAUGCCAGCCGAUUCGCUGGCAACCUCAUGACCUCCUCAUGGAGGUGAGUGCAGAGCCCGGAGGAGGGCGUCCCCUUCUGGCCGUUGUGAAGACUUCACAGCACUGUAUUGCUGAACUCCCUAAAGGGCACUGAUGAAGGUACAAAGCAAUAUGAACGUUUUAGAGACACUAUUUUCUUAAAUUAUUGGGCCAUAGUGUUUGUAAAGGAUGUAGAAUUUCUUUUUUUCAAUUUCGUUAUAGUUUUAUUUGUGUCUUUUUGUGAUUUUUCUCUUUUUCUCAACGUUUAAAUUGUUUGUUGUUUGCUUUAUUUUUUCACCAUAGGAUAUUUUUAGCUUUCUUGUUUUAACAAAGACAAAAUGAAAGAAAACAUUUUUCAAAGUGCCGGGAUCCAUGUAUUUGUAGGAAUAAUGAUAUUAUUAUUAUUAAUAAUGAUGAUAUAAUAUAUCUCUUUAAAAUAAAGCAUUAAACAGCUCUUUGAUUUUUAAGCACAAGUAUUAGACUGGUGUGCCCUGACUAAAGAGUCUGUUGAACACAUCUGCAGAAUGGAUUGUGUGCUACUUUAAUGAGUCUUUCAGACAGAAGGGAACAAAUACCUACAUUAAUUGAAUUCAUGAAGCAGAAAAUCACUGCAAAACACGCACAAGCCACAGAAAACCAGAUAAGCAUUUCAUUGGAACUCUUUGGCUAAAUAAAUGCUAUUAGCACAGCAUACAAUAUUCAUGUGAGAUUGUAACAAAAAA
Messenger RNA from Onychostoma macrolepis, 9102 nucleotides. RefSeq names its product calcium channel, voltage-dependent, T type, alpha 1G subunit (gene cacna1g). Lineage: Eukaryota; Metazoa; Chordata; Actinopteri; Cypriniformes; Cyprinidae. The transcript has 40 exons. Bases 566 to 8098 code for a protein of 2510 amino acids. The record is from RefSeq and is a predicted model, not a curated record. Gene Ontology annotation, cellular component: plasma membrane; neuron projection; voltage-gated calcium channel complex. Gene Ontology annotation, molecular function: low voltage-gated calcium channel activity; voltage-gated sodium channel activity. Gene Ontology annotation, biological process: positive regulation of calcium ion-dependent exocytosis; sodium ion transmembrane transport; calcium ion transmembrane transport.